This is a messenger RNA of Lucilia cuprina (Australian sheep blowfly), 553 nucleotides long. Its product is annotated as probable ATP-dependent RNA helicase spindle-E. Bases 134 to 553 code for a protein of 139 amino acids. Gene Ontology annotation, cellular component: intracellular anatomical structure. The transcript is spliced from 4 exons. Lineage: Eukaryota; Metazoa; Arthropoda; Insecta; Diptera; Calliphoridae. Gene Ontology annotation, molecular function: RNA binding. The record is from RefSeq and is a predicted model, not a curated record.
UAGCUUUAAAAUUAAUAAUUGUUAUUGAUAAUAUUGAAAAACAAGAUGCUGCAUUUAGUGCAGAUCCAGAUGUCGAUGAAAAUAAUAAAACGUCAAUAUUAAUUUUUUACCGGGCAUAAAUGAAAUUGAACAGAUGUGUAAAAAAUUGGAACAACUUAAAGAUACAGAUAAUAAUCAAGUACGACUCUGCCCAAUACGUUUGCACUCUAUCAUUUCGCCAGAUGAACAAGUUAGAGUAUUUAAUCGACCACCUCCUGGCUAUAGAAAAGUAAUUCUUGCUACCAACAUUGCAGAAAGUUCUAUUACGGUUCCAGAUGUAAAGUAUGUAAUUGACUUUUGUUUGACCAAAUUACUAGUGACAGAUACUUCCACUAAUUUCACGAAAUUGGAAAUACAAUGGGCUUCAAGAGCAAACUGCAGACAAAGAGCUGGUCGUGCUGGACGAGUUAUGAAUGGUCGUGUUUAUCGCUUAAUACCUCGUUCAUUUUAUGAGUUCUGGAAGCAAAAACAAGUAGGUGCUAAAAUAUAUUUUACCAAAAUACCGAAAUUCUAG